AUGCAGGAAAACCUCCCUCCGUCUUCCUCUCUCUCCAGACACUCGCAGACCUACGGAUGCUCGCAGUCUGAGCUCUUGAAGACUCGGCGCAGAUGUAGCAGUGCUGGACGGGUCGGUCAAGGGGGUUGCUUCUGGAAACUUGGGAACCAAUCGUAUGAGGCGAAAGAGUUGACCUCCUCGGACACCGUCACAACUUCACAACCCUCCUCACAGCGCGUGGGACCUGCCCUGGGUACUCCGGGACGCCAACCCAGGCCCCCCCAUGGUUUGGGCUGGCGUUUGGCGUUUGGCGGUUGGCGUUUUGAGUCUCCCCCCAACUUCACUUCACGUCUGCCAUUUUGUCUUUCCAACUGCUUUGCCUCCAAAGAUCCGUACCUCCGUGACAUUGGCGGCAAGAAUAGCAGUCUUUCGCGCCUCAGCUUAGCGUCCUUUGCGGAUCAUUCGUCUCGUUUGGAUUUAGAUGGUUCCCGUGGUCAAACUCCUGUGAUGAACCCUGGCAUCUACGUAGCACGGAGUACUCCUACGCAAUAUCUUCUAAUAGAAAACAUCCAUGGUUCAAAUGGGAGAGCAGCAGCCUUCCAUUUGAUUGUGUACGGUUACUACGCGGACAUAGGUCUUGACAACAAGAUUGCAUCCAUCACGCAUUGUCACGGUGAGCCGUUGUUGGCGUCUUUCUCGUGUGCCAUUACCUCAGCGUACGGUUUUGCCUCUAUGGAUAUUAGCUGCCCUGGGACACUUGACCAUUCGGAGCCGACGCCCCUCCGCGUCACCGUCCAAAGUCACUGCAUUCAACAGCUGUACUCUUUCUCUUUUCUACUCCUUGAUUCGCACUCGGUCCGUCAGAUUGCGCAAUGUUCCGACCUCCGAGCUGCGUUUCUAAUCUCUCUAGAAGCCGAUAGAGUUCAACGUCCCAGAAACUUCCGCAUCACGGCCGCGCACCACACGAUCCAAGGAGGAAACACGGGGCCCAUGGCCCUUGCUGGACAUAUGGCUGUGGGCAGCCUAGCUAGCUGGACAUGCCCCUACGGUGCUAACUUGGUAUUUCCUGUGAAUCGAACCACGCGAUCUUGCCGUGUUACUCGCGAACAAACACGCCUCGCCCAAACUCCCUGCGUAAGCCAUAUGCAGCUGGCAGCCGCCGGUAUCGGCAUUUUCCUACAAUUCCAACCGGCAGUUCCCGAAUAUGUCUGCCCGCGUUUGCGUUAUCUGAUCUAUUCCAGUGUUCACGAGAUUCUGCCAUGA
Messenger RNA from Colletotrichum lupini, 1242 nucleotides. RefSeq lists its product as uncharacterized. Lineage: Eukaryota; Fungi; Ascomycota; Sordariomycetes; Glomerellales; Glomerellaceae. The record is from RefSeq and is a predicted model, not a curated record. The transcript is spliced from 8 exons. Bases 1 to 1242 code for a protein of 413 amino acids.